AUUAACCAACCUUUUCAGUGCUGAAGACUCGAUGUCAGCGUGACGUGUGGUUUGGAGGAGGAACUUCGUCCUACUUCUGUGCGAGAGCCACAGUUUUCGCCAUUAAUAACAGUUUCGUACUUGGUAGUUUGAAACUUCGACCUGAGAGUAUCCCAAGCCAAGCAGUCUGCUGGAGAAUUUACCAGGAAGGAAGAUCCUUGCCACGAUGGAUUUGAACGACGAGGGCUCCCACUUCGAGCUCAAGGAGAUUCAGACACUUAGUGGUCACACCGAUAGGGUUUGGAGUCUGGCCUGGAAUCCGGCCACCGGAACUGACGACACGCAGCCGGUUAUUGCUUCCUGUAGCGGCGAUAAGACUGUCCGAAUCUGGGAACGGAGUGCCUUGACUCGUUCUUGGGACUGCAAGGCAGUUUUGGAAGAAACACAUACUAGAACAGUUCGAUCGUGUACCUGGUCCCCUUCUGGGAAAUUAUUGGCUACAGCCAGCUUCGAUGCGACCACUGCCAUUUGGGAGAAUGUUGGGGGUGAUUUUCAAUGUGUUUCCACUUUAGAGGGUCAUGAAAAUGAAGUCAAAAGUGUGUCUUGGAAUGCGUCUGAAUCUCUAUUGGCGACGUGUAGUCGAGACAAAACUGUUUGGAUUUGGGAAGUGAUGCCAGGGAAUGAAUUCGAGUGUGCUUCAGUGCUGCAGGGCCACACACAAGAUGUUAAGAUGGUUAAGUGGCAUCCAACCAUGGAUAUUCUAUUUUCCUGUAGCUAUGAUAAUACCAUUAAGGUAGUCUGGGCUGAGGAUGAUACUGGUGAUUGGCACUGCAUUCAGACCAUAGGUGAAUCUAGCAAUGGCCACUCUUCUACUGUUUGGGCCAUUUCUUUCAACGCUGAAGGGAACAAAAUGGUUACAUGUAGUGACGAUCUUACCUUAAAAGUAUGGGAAGCAGAUAUUGAGGGAAUGAGAUCUGGUGAUGAUCAAGUACUUUGGAAACAUAUUUCUACACUCACAGGGUAUCAUGAUCGUACAAUCUUUUCAGUUCACUGGUCAAGGGAAGGUAUUAUAGCCAGUGGAGCAGCAGAUGAUGCCAUUCGGUUUUUUGUUGAAAGCAAAGACAGUGCGGUAGUUGGCCCUUCUUAUCGAUUGUUGUUGAAGAAGGAAAAAGCCCAUGAUAUGGAUGUAAACGUAGUGCAAUGGAGCCCCGGGGAAAAUCGGGUGUUGGCUUCUGCAAGUGAUGAUGGCACGAUAAAGAUAUGGGAAUUAGCAACCAAUAGUACUUGAUGAACAUACAGAGUCUUUUAAUCUGUGCAUGAUCAAGCAUCAAUGGUGUUGUAUUAUUUAUCUGAACUGGGAGAAUUGUUGUUCCAUUCUACCGAAAGCUAUCUCGUUAUGAGAUUAUACAGCUCAAAUAGCUGUUAGGUCCAAAGUAUAAUCUCCUACACUGCUUUCUUAUUGUUUCGACUCAUCCUCAAAUGUAACAAAUCGACCAAAACUAUAGCAGAACUGCAAUUCGAGUCGGUAAGCUGAAGCAAGUUUCUAUAUUCACUGUGACUAAAGCAUUGCUCUUCUCGUACUUUUUUCCUGUGCUGAAAUUUGUUUCAUAGUAAAUUAACAAGUAGAUGUGUGUUCAAUACAUGGAAGGGAAAACUCUCAUUGUGAAGAAGUAUGAAGAUGCCAACAAAUACA
This is a messenger RNA of Linum tenue, 1672 nucleotides long. Lineage: Eukaryota; Viridiplantae; Streptophyta; Magnoliopsida; Malpighiales; Linaceae. The record is from the annotation of a GenBank genome assembly.